AUACGAGUAACCAAUUAGCCGGACAAUCAACAUUCGGUAGGAAAUCGGGCGUUAAUAGUUACUUCACUUACUUGUAUUACUUAUAGAAAACGGGCCUGAUCUAAAGAGUCCGCUAAUCAGUGAUCUUCUGAUUUCAAUCUCCUACCAAAAAAGGAAAUCCCUAAAACUGGAAAUCAAAGUGAGCUCAGAAAUAUGGCGAUUUCCAAAUGGAUCAUAUUUCCUGCUCUACUAUGGCUUCUCGCUCUCUUCGGAUUCUUACUUCUUAUUCUGAAUUUGCAUCUUGUCAAAUCCAAUUUCUGUUUGAUUCAAAAAAAUAUACAAAAGAUUGUAAAUUUGUCAACUUAUGGUAAUCAUUUAAGUGAUCCCGGGUCACCUCAAUUGCAAAAAACUAGCGAUCCGCUCGUUAAAAGUGAGGUUUUAGGGACUAAUGAUGAGGGGAAGGUGUCGGAUGGAGGAUUGAAAGAAGUGACUCACCGGGUUUUCUUUGAUGUCGAAAUCGAUGGGAAGUUUUUAACAUAUACAUUUGAGAAAUGUUUGAAUUCUUGAUGAGGUUUUGAGGUGUUUUAUGAGAAAUGUAGCUGCUGGUUUAAGAAAAAUAACAAAGGAAAAGAGAAAAGAGGUUCAAAUUGUUAUUGCAUUAGAAAUUUAGAAUGGUUACUCGUGAUCAUAAUAGCUUAGUGAAAGAUUUUGUUUGAAAGGUGUGGAUUUUGUCUGCAAGUAUUCGCUGGACGUGUUGGUUUUUGCUUAAAAACUAGCAAUCUGGCAUAUAAUGUUAUUCUGUUGCAAAAUAAUUCACAGUUCUGACAGUUCAUAGCAUAGUUCCUGUCAUGGCCUGCAUUUUUAUUAUCACUUACUUUUGCGUGGUAUGGUCGGCUUGAGGUAUCUGUUACCUGUAUGCAUAAUUUGCAUGACGAACAUUUUUCUUAUUUCCAUGUGGAUACAUGCAUUAGUAUUGACAAAGGGCAAGCUGUAGCUAUCUUACUUGACAACUCUAGCUCAAAACCGAGAGUUUUGUUGUUUGGGAAGACAUGUGAAGGCAGAUGUAUCAUUUUAGGAAUAAUGACACCUUUUCUAAGAAAACUCCUAUCAUUGCUGAAAUAGCUAAAAUGGCCACAGGCCCACAUUUGAUGGUUAGAAUGGGAUUGGUGUAAAAUUUGGCUUAUUCAAUUAUCUUGCUAGCCUUUUCUCUACUUGUUUGUACUCUUUGUAGCAAAUUUACAGGUGUAAAUGCGUAUAUAGAUUAAAGUCUUAUGAAAAAGGCCUCCUCCCUAUUAAGCCUGCAUAUAUCUAACACCCGUAUCCUCUGAAAAAUUUAUCGGCAGUAUAUCACACAGUUAAUUAGUUAUAUGACAGGGACCUCUUCUCUGCAAUGAGCCUCGAUAAGGCUUUAAUGCUCAAUAAACCACACCUUCAAAAUAUCUGCAUAAUAUAGGAACAUCUGCAUUAGAUGGCAGAUUUAGUUAUGAUUUAAACAUGUGUAAUGUGGGAUUUAACCUAGCUGGAAGCAUUACUGACUAUUGAGUUUGAAUUAUUCAAUCUAGACUUGGUACUUUCCUCCAUUUUAACCAAGUAUGGAUGUUCUUCUUUUCACAUACUUCUCAAUGGGGAUGAGUCAUUGGUAGAGAUAGGGGGGAGAUGUAGGAGAAAUAAAAGUUAAAGUCUUUCCAACAUAACUUCAGUACUGUAAGCUAUGGAGCAGAUAAAUUGAACUCAUCUUCCUUUCCCUAAGUUAAUAUAUGUUCUUCGUAUCCAAUUGAAGGAUUAGUGUCUUCAUACAUUUUUAAGCAAAAUAACGUUGCUUUGAUAUUUUCCGGCAUAGAGACAUAAGAGUUUAUAUCAGUUACUGUCUAAAUGUCUAUCAUAUAUAGAUCAAGGUGGCUCAUUAAUGAAUUCCAUUCAAUACACAUUUAGAUUUCAUAAGAGCAGUCCCAACUGUUUUGUAUUCUGGAACUAUGUGAUUAAAAUUUCCAUUAUGUGAAGGGAAUCUGAUUAUUAUUUGUUUAUUUUUCAGGACGAAUUGUUAUGGGCCUCUUUGGAAAAACAGUCCCCAGAACUGUAGAGAAUUUUCGAGCACUAUGCACGGGAGAAAAAGGAGUUGGAAACAAUGGGAAACCUCUGCACUUUAAAGGAAGCAAGUUUCACCGGAUCAUUCCAAGUUUUAUGAUUCAGGGUGGUGAUUUCACUGUUGGUGAUGGCCGCGGUGGAGAGUCUAUAUAUGGUGAGAGAUUUGCAGAUGAGAACUUCAAACUGAAACACACUAAUCCAGGAAUUCUUUCAAUGGCAAAUGCUGGACCUGAUACCAAUGGAUCACAGUUCUUUAUUACAACUGUUAAAACAAACUGGUUGGACGGGCGGCACGUUGUGUUUGGUGAAGUGUUGUCAGGAAUGGAUAUCGUUCAUAAGAUUGAGGCGCGUGGUACACAAAAUGAGAUACCAAGAGGCAAAGUUGUCAUAUCAAAUUCCGGUGAAAUAAAAUCAUCGUCGUCUUGAGUACAGAAGGCGUUGCACAUCUUCACUCAGUAGCCCUUGGAAGCUGGCACCAGUGAGAUACAGCAGACUUUUGAUAUUUCUUGGACAAACAUAUACUAGCAUCUUGUACGAUGUUGACAUAAUUGUAAUCCCAGCAUAAUAUGCCACUAUGCCACUUACUAUCAAUAUCUUCUUUUUGCUGAAUUGCAACAUCCUGCACUUUCAAUGCAUUCUUCUAUAUUCUGAAAGCUAUGCGGGAGAUCAUGUAAUUGCAUAAAUACAUAAUUAUUG
Messenger RNA from Chenopodium quinoa (quinoa), 2760 nucleotides. Its product is annotated as peptidyl-prolyl cis-trans isomerase CYP20-1-like. Bases 2023 to 2490 code for a protein of 155 amino acids. Lineage: Eukaryota; Viridiplantae; Streptophyta; Magnoliopsida; Caryophyllales; Amaranthaceae. Gene Ontology annotation, cellular component: intracellular membrane-bounded organelle. Gene Ontology annotation, biological process: protein folding; protein peptidyl-prolyl isomerization. The record is from RefSeq and is a predicted model, not a curated record. The transcript has 7 exons. Gene Ontology annotation, molecular function: peptidyl-prolyl cis-trans isomerase activity.